Paramisgurnus dabryanus is the source of this 6752-nucleotide messenger RNA. It is a transcript of the gene skia, whose product is annotated as v-ski avian sarcoma viral oncogene homolog a. Gene Ontology annotation, biological process: negative regulation of transcription by RNA polymerase II; negative regulation of BMP signaling pathway; negative regulation of transforming growth factor beta receptor signaling pathway. Gene Ontology annotation, cellular component: transcription regulator complex; cytoplasm; nucleus. The record is from RefSeq and is a predicted model, not a curated record. Gene Ontology annotation, molecular function: DNA-binding transcription factor activity, RNA polymerase II-specific; RNA polymerase II cis-regulatory region sequence-specific DNA binding; SMAD binding. NCBI's taxonomy places the organism in Eukaryota, Metazoa, Chordata, Actinopteri, Cypriniformes, Cobitidae.
CAGUCAGUCUAAAUUAGAGCGUCUGUUUUAGACUCCACCCUUCAACCCACUGAUUCACAUACUGCCCUGCCUGUCUGUCUGCAGAAAUCCUCUGUAUUUCCGCAUCUCUCAGAUUCUUAUUUUACAAAUGUUCAGAUAUUACAAACCACUUGGAUAUCUAGUAAUCUAAAACGGAUACAAUUAAUGCAGUGAGGAGUGAAGGCUGGUUCUUGGAAGAGCCACAGCCUGCGGAGUCAGUCACAUUCUUGGCUGGGAUUCAAUGACUGAGCCAGACACACACAAACACUGAGUGAGUGAGUGAGUGAGUGAGUGAGUGAGAGAGAAAGAGAGAAAGAGAGAGAGAGAGAGAGAGAGAGAGAGAGAGAGAGAGAGAGAGAGAGAGAGAGAGAGAGAGAGAGAGAGAGAGAGAGAGAGACUGUGCUCACUGACUCAUAUUGAACUGCAGGGGCAGAGGAGCGGAGGCGACGCGCCGUGUCCGGCUGCAACGAUCUCUACUCGCAGGGAAAAACAAGGAUUUAAAGUUUGUGGAUUGUGUAUUUCAUUGCUGAAUUUCGAAGCGGGAAAGUCAGACACCCCCGUGGGAUACUUUGGUGGCAACUUGCGCGCUUAGUUUCUCUUACCGUUGAGUUUUCUGUCCUCGUCGGUCUGUGGAUAUGGACAGAAGAGAGCCCACUGCAGGGGACGAAGACGCGCCGGUGGAAACAUUCGUCUAACUGGGAGAAAACCUAUACUGAAUUGAUGGAUAUUUGAUGAAGCCCUAUCCACUUUGUUGUGCUUAUUUUCAGAGACUUGGAAACAGAGACGAGGGAUCUUUGAGUUGUAUUUCUGACCAGACUCUGUGUUUCAUUAAGAAAACGGUGCGUAAAACAUGGAGACGGUAACGCGACAGAGUUUUCAGCCUCACCCGGGACUGCAACAAACUCUUAAACAGUUUCACCUGAGCUCCAUGAGCUCUCUCGGAGGACCGGCCGCUUUUUCGGCCAGAUGGCAACACGAUCUGCUGUUUAAAAAGGACGGGAAAGACGUCCCGGAGCCCGUGCUGCACCUCCCCCCCAUGCAGCCUCCUCCGGUGAUGCCGGGGCCGCUCUUCAUCCCGUCCGACCGCUCCACCGAGAGGUGCGAGACGGUGCUGGAGGGCGAGACCAUUUCGUGCUUCGUGGUCGGCGGCGAGAAACGCCUGUGCCUGCCGCAGAUCCUCAAUACUGUGCUGCGGGAUUUUUCGCUCCAGCAGAUCAACUCGGUGUGCGACGACCUACACAUCUACUGCUCUCGGUGCACCGCCGACCAGCUGGAGAUCCUGAAGGUGAUGGGCAUCCUGCCGUUUUCCGCGCCGUCCUGCGGACUCAUCACCAAAACAGACGCCGAGCGCCUUUGCAACGCGCUCAUAUACGGGGGAACGUAUCCACCGCAUUGCAAAAAAGAAAUCUUCGGCUCCAUAGAGUUGGAGCUCACCGAGAAGAGCUUCAAAAUCUAUCACGAGUGCUUCGGGAAGUGCAAGGGAUUGUUCGUCCCGGAGCUGUACACCAGCCCAAAUGCGCCCUGCGUCCAGUGCAUGGACUGUAGGCUCAUGUACCCGACCCAUAAGUUUGUAGUGCACAGUCACAAAUCGCUGGAGAACAGGACUUGCCAUUGGGGCUUUGACUCGGCGAACUGGAGGGCGUAUGUUCUCCUGAGCCCGGAUUACACGGGGAAAGAGGAGAAAGCGCGUCUGGAGCAGUUCCUGGAUGACAUUAAGGAGAAAUUUGACUUCGCCAAUAAAUACAAGCGGAAAGCAUCAAGGGCGUCUGAUCCCAUUCCUGCCAAGAAGUCCAAACAUGAUGACUUACCAGCACAGUCGCCCUCAGGAGACAAAGACAAGCAACCCGAUUGGCUACGAUCCCUCUCUGCGUCGGCCAAUAAGGGGCUCAAUUGCAUUCAGCCCAGGCAGAGACCCUCAGCAUUCAGGCCAUGGUCCCCGAAUAUCUCCGUUAGUGACAAGGAGGGAAUUGGCAGAACUGCAAACAUGUUACGUGACAGCUUCUACAACUACAAGAGUCUGGAGAGCGCUGUGGCACCCAACGUAGCUCUGACCCCCCUUCAAAAAGGGGGGCAGGCAUCUCCCUCCACCCCCAGCACCUCACACCCUCACGCUGCAGAAUGUGAAAGCGCCAGCCGCGGGAGAAAGAGGAGACUGACGGGCGAAACCCACCCCAGCUCGCAGCCCUGCCCCUCGGCCACUGCCAUCAAACCCCUGCCACCUCAGGAGGAGCGAGAGUCCGACGUGGAGGUGGAAGUAGAGAGCCGUGAAGAAUUCACAUCAUCACUUUCAUCCCUCUCAUCUCCAUCCUUUACAUCCUCGAGCUCUGCUAAAGACCUGAGCUCUCCUUCCGGCCCCGGAGCCACUGUGCCUGCGGUUGUGACACCGGCCACCGUUGUCCCCGAGGGUCCCCUGGUAUGCGCAGCGGAGGUACACGGCAUGACCAACCUGGAAUCAGAGCUCGAGACGCUGAGGCAGGCGCUGGACAACGGCCUGGACUCGAAAGAGUCAAAGGAAAAGUUUCUGCAUGAGAUUGUGAAGAUGAGGGUCAAACAGGAAGAGAAAUUAGGAUCCGCCCUACAGGCCAAAAGAAGUCUCCAACAGGAGUUGGAGUUUUUGCGUGUCGCCAAAAAGGAGAAGCUCCGAGAGGCGACCGAGGCCAAAAGGAACCUGCGAAAGGAAAUCGAGCGCCUGCGCGCUGAAAGCGAGAGGAAGAUGAGGGAGGCAAACGAGUCUCGUAUACGGCUAAAGAGAGAGCUGGAGCAGGCCAGACAGCUACGAGUGUGUGACAAAGGCUGUGAGGCCGGACGCCUGCGAGCCAAAUACUCUGCACAGAUAGAGGACCUGCAGGUAAAGCUGCAGCACGCAGAGGCAGACCGUGAGCAGCUCAGAGCCGACCUGAUGCAGGAGCGGGAUGCGCGGGAACACCUGGAGCGAGUGGUCAAGGAGCUGCAAGAACAGCUCUGGUCUAAAAGCCCCAGCAAGAACGGCACAGAAGCACCAUCUCCAGACGGCAAAGACUCCAACAACUAAUCCUCUCUGUCUCUUGACUCCACCCAAUCCACAUCAACACCGCCCUGAUUGACAGCACCUGCCGCCCAAUCACGUCAACUAGCAAGCGGGCGACGCCCCGCCCCACCUGCUCCCAGCCUGUGCAAAAUUGACGCAAAUCGGAGCUGGAACUUUUGUUGAGGGAAUUCAGACUUGAGACACAAAAUAGUGAGCACUGCAUCAAGCCUCCAUCCACAAAUGAGAAGGAAAACAAAAUGCGAAACGUCGAUUUGGAGAGAGGAUAAAGCCAAUAGCACAAAAGCUAACGGUGCCUGAAACUGAAUAUGUUUUCAAAUGAAGACUUUUCUAUGAGAAAUUGAUGAUGACUAUGAGAAAUUUUACACACAGCGAAUCUUUAUAGCAUGCCGUCUGCCCCGAUGUCGAUGUCAGAGAGAAAAAGACUCCCGAUUCCGUUCAUUUCCUCACUUGCCUUGGGGGAAGUACGAUGAAAUUCACUUUGUAAUAAGCUAUUUCAGAGACUUCUUAGUGAGUGUGUAUGAGACAAAACAAAAACUUCUGCAAGCUAUCAGAGCCUCAAAUUAAUCCCUCUUUUGUCAUGUUCAUAUAAAAAGAAAUGAAUCUCUUUUAUGUCAUGCUGGUUUAAAGAAGCCAUUGUUAGACAUGGAGACAAAUAAUUCGACACAUACACAGACAGACGCUUCGCAUUGUUAGGGAGAUACUGGGCAGGAGAGCGCUGAAGGGCUGUGGAGAGCUUGAAGUUCGGCUUUUUCGAAGGGGGAGAGAUAUUUGUAGUGUUCCGAUCAAUCAAGCACUUUCAUUUAAUGUUAAACAAAUUCUCUUCCUCGAGCUGUAGUGUGUGCAAACACGACCGCACGGAUACGCCAUGUGCAUUACAACACCCAAACAAAAUGUUUGUCCGAGGUGGAUCGCAGGAAUGUGCACUUGGUAAUGGAUUUGGUGUCUGUGUGGAGGUUUUGUGGCACACGCAUACAGUACAGCGCUUCUCUGUGGGCAGAGGUGCAGAGAUUUGGCCCAGCUCACCGUCGUGGGCGGCCAUUUUAGGAAGAAAAUCAAAACGCAAAAAAUGAUUUGGCUUCUCGGGCUGGAGGUGUCAAUUUUAUCAAGAACCACACAAAAUUGUUCUUUUUAAGUAAGUUAUAAUAUGUAAAUAUGAAAAUGUUUUUCUUUUCGCUUUGUUUUUUACUUUACAAUAAUGAAUCGCACUUUGUCGUUACAAAAAUACUGUCUGAACGCAUUACGCUCCCACACUCUCCCACGCAUUUAUCUCUAAAGAGAGUUUAGUAUUCCUAGGUAUACAAUUGAAAUAAACCUUUUUGUUAAUUGUAUGCAGUUUUAAGAAAUGCAAUGUAAUCGUGUUUAAGACAAAGAAUUGUAAAUAAAACCGCAAAAUUUUUAAGAAUAAAGGUUCUACCUGCUUGCUUGCUGAAACGUGGAUACGUGGACAGAACUGUCCGCUCAAUUCGACUCAACAUUUAUCAUAGUUAUCCAUAUACGAGUAUAAUCGUUGCUAAAGUGUUAUUGUUACUGAUCUGGAUUCCUAUGUGUUUUGAACGGUUCAGAAUCAAAUUUAAAACCGUUCAGAACGAACGGGCGUCAGACACGCAUCAGUAAAGGGAGUCUAAAAACAAUGCAGGUGCUUCUCUCGGCUAAAAAAUGUUGUGCUGUGAGCGUAUUACUCUGUACAAACAAGACGAGAAUGGAUGAAUGAACGAAGUUUAGAUGGUUUAAUAAAUGUUUAAGCGCUCACACACUUAGCUGAGAUAGACAUAUAUUUUAUACGUGAUUUAUAUACAUUGGGUACAAUGCAAUCAGAAUGUAUGUAACGUUUUGGCUCUUUCAUUUCGUUGUUCUUGUUGUUAUAACAGAUGGUUUUUCAGAUUAUGUGAAUAUUUUAUUGCUUGUCUUAUGUUCCUUCUUUCAAUAGCAAGCUUAUGUAAUUUCUUUCAUAUGCAUGGAAUUUAAAGAAAAAGAUCAAGUCUGCCAUUCAUAUAUUCAUUAUUGGGCAUUAAAACUCUAUAUGUAAUUUUUUUUAAAUUGUGUUAUGCAAUAUAAAGAUAUUUUAAUCUUGUUUUUAAUACAAAUGAAACAAAGCCCACUUAUAACAAUAAAUUUUACUAUAAGAGCUCUUAAUGCAAACAUACACGUUUUAAAUGCAUUACACUUGGGCUAAAUACAAACCAUAUGUGCAUAUGCAAUGCUGGACACCCUCAAGUGCCUGUUUUUGGGUCCUUGGGGUUCCAGAGGAGGAACAAUUAUUACACGAGCCUGUUUCCAUGCUGACCCGCUUCGGACAGUGGUCAGGUUGCAAAAACAGGCCGGCCCGUUUGCACUCUCAUGCGAGGGGGAAUGUUUGGCGCCAUUUGGCUCACCCCGUUUUGCCAGAAUGAACUUGACUAUCAUUGCUUAAGGGCAAGCCGCAGCUUAUUUGAUAGGUUUUAAUGCCAGUUUGUCAGUAUUCCUUUGAUGUUUUCUUCGAAAAGAAAUAAGUGAAUAAUGCAUAGCAGAAUUUAAUGCUCCAAUUGCCACUGGUAAAGAAGAAUUCAAAUCUUAUACUAAGAUAGCUUUUAAUGUACGUCAAUAAAUAAACACUUCUCUGUUUUUAAAGAAUUAACAAAAUAUAUUUAAGAGAAGGUUACUUUUGCUAUAGAUAUAAAAAGAGGCGUUGAAAUGAUAUGGUUAUCAUUUCGGCAAAGAUAUUAAACGGGGGUCUAGGGAAAGCCCAGCAUCUUAAACAAUAGUAGCAAGAAGCUGUGCAUUUUUACAGACCAAAAAAAGAAAAAAACGAGUAAAAAUUAUUUCAGAUGAGGUUGUUUUGUAGUUGUUUUUACACACAAAUUGGUGUUGUUUACUUUGUGCAGUUUUUUAUGAAAAGGGAGACAUUGUUCACGGCUCCUUCGCUCCCGACAUUAUACAAAAAUGUGGAUUUUUUCUAAAAUAAAACAAGCCAUUUUUGCUAACAAAUACAGCAAUAACAACAUAACAUCACUAAUAAAUGAGCAGGAUUAGCCAGUUUGAUAGUAGUAAAGUACAAAGUCACCAAUGUAUAUAGCUGGUUUCUUUUGUUUUAUAAAAAUUUUAUCAUAAAUGUAUAUUGUGUUUCUUUUUCUUUCUUCAGAAUAAGAAAUCCCUUACCUAAAAGUUGUUAUAUUUUACGUUGUGUUUUUAAAAACAAAAAGAUAGAAAUGUUUAUAAAACAAUUAUUUGAAAGUUGUAUUCCCAAUGCAAACAUAUUCAGUACUUUAUUCUGCCUUUUUUUUUUACAAAGAAUGAUAAUAUCAUCAUAGAAUCAUAUUGGUAAAAAACUUUCUUUUUUAAUUUUUUACGUUCAACUAAAUAUCAAAUACACCAAUUCUGGUUGAAUCAAACAUCUGCAUUCUUGUUUUAACAAUCUAUUCUUUUUUCCAUCCCGAUAUAUAUCUUCUUAGCCCUUCACUGCUGCUAUUACAAUAUGCUAUAAACUUUGCAACUCUUGAAAUUAUUUUUAUGUAAGAGAUUAAUGUAUGCUUUCUUCUACUGAUGCCGCUUAUACAGUUUGAUCUGGCCAAUUUCUCCCUCUUAGACUUUCCCUCCCUCUUUACAAGGACUAUAAUGUAAGAUAGACAGCUCUAUGAGAUUAGAGUUGAAAGUAGUUUGGCUUAUAUACUGCAGUGUCAGGAUGUACAGUGUAUAGACCCAUAAUCAAAAAUAAAGUUGUUUGUCCAGA